UCCGAAUACAUUUUUUUUAGCCAAUGAAUAUUUUCAUUUUCAAGUAUAUAAAUGAUCUGAGCACAUAAGGAAAACAAUAUAGAUCAAGAGGAACGAACUAUCUAGUUGAAUCAAAUAAACCAGCUUAAACAAUGACUGGAUCCAAUUCAUCAAAAACUACCAAAGUAUUAAGAAAGGUGUUAAUUCCAUUAGAUAAUAGUAAUGAAUCAAAGAAAGCAUUAAAUUGGUAUAAAGAAAAUAUGAAACGUGAUGGUGAUUUGGUUAUAUUCGUUCAUGUCAUUGAUCCUAUUCUACCAUCAGCUUUGUCUGCAUUAUCACAUGAAUGUGAAUCAAUGCCAGCUGGUUCAUCAUUUCAUGUACCAGAAGAAAGUAUGAAAAGUGCUAAAAUUCUAUGUCAAGAAAUGGUAAAUGAAGCUACUAAAUAUGGAAUCAAAUCUGAAGCUGUUAUACAAAUUGAUAAUAAAGCUGGUCCAGCAUUGGUUAAAACAAUAAACGAGAGAAAGAUUAAUGUUGUUGUCAUGUCAAAACGUGGUUUAGGAUUUUGGAAACUUAAUUUCACACCAAGUGUUACAUCAUAUGUUCUACAUCAUUCAAAUAUUCCAGUAUCUAUAAUACCACCAUCGAAUCGUUAGUUCUCAUUGUAUAUGAUAUGAUGUCAACAACUGAUUGCAUCAUUUCAUUUGAUGAUUUGAAUUGUCUCAUUAUUUGUAAAUACUGGCCAUAAUAAAGCUUUUCAUUUCGCUACAGAAAAUGACAAAUUUAUUGUAUUUAUUCGUUUAUUAUUUUAUUAUUCUAUAUUACUGUUAAUGAAUUAACUUACUUUGCAUUAAAUUAUUUAAUUGAAAGAUAA
Schistosoma rodhaini is the source of this 850-nucleotide messenger RNA. Lineage: Eukaryota; Metazoa; Platyhelminthes; Trematoda; Strigeidida; Schistosomatidae. The record is from the annotation of a GenBank genome assembly.